UUUUUCUCCGCCUCUUAUAUCCAUGUUAUAGUGGCGCCCGAUGCCAUCAGCCAUCAUGUGAAAACGUGCCGUGAUAAUCUGAAGCAGUUGCAUUACAUAGCACCAGAAUACGAAUAUCUGACUGAAGUCACCCCUGCCGCGGACAUUUACUCAUUUGGUGUUUGUGCCCUAGAGAUAGCAGCACCGGGUGGCUUGGCCAGCUAUCAGAAUGGAGCUGGAGAAGGAGAAAAAGCGAAAGAAGGGCCCAUCAAUCCGGAAUGCUUGGAUAAAGCAUUAGAAGCACUGCAAGAUGAAGGCCAGCGGGACUUCAUACGGUUGUGUCUUCAAAAAGAUCCGACGAAGAGACCAACAGCGCGAGAACUGCUGUUUCAUCCGGUGUUGUUCGAGGUAAGCAAUUGAUU
Cylicostephanus goldi is the source of this 401-nucleotide messenger RNA. The record is from the annotation of a GenBank genome assembly. NCBI's taxonomy places the organism in Eukaryota, Metazoa, Nematoda, Chromadorea, Rhabditida, Strongylidae.